Molecule: messenger RNA, 1074 nt
Organism: Pleurotus ostreatus (oyster mushroom)
Lineage: Eukaryota; Fungi; Basidiomycota; Agaricomycetes; Agaricales; Pleurotaceae
Exons: 6
Coding region: 1-1074 (357 amino acids)
Biological process (GO): carbohydrate metabolic process
Molecular function (GO): hydrolase activity, hydrolyzing O-glycosyl compounds
Source: RefSeq, a predicted model, not a curated record
AUGAAGCUCUUAUUCUCUUUUCUAUUGAUCACUCUUGCCGGACAGGGCGCUGCGCAGCUCAACCGUGUCGCACAGGCCGCGGGGAAGCUGUAUUUUGGCACUGCUACCAACAUCGAGGAGCUCAGCGAUUCUGCUUAUGCUGCAAUCAUAAACAACCGCACUGAAUUUGGCCAGAUAACCGCUGCCAACGUCAUGAAAUGGGACAGCACGGAACCCUCUCGAGGGGUCUUCACGUUCGGAGCUGGCGACCAGAUUGCUGCGCUUGCUAAGAAAAACAAUCAGCUUUUGCGAGGCCAUAAUUGCGUCUGGCAUCAACAACUUCCGAGCUGGGUGACUGCUGGUCAUUUUGACGCGCCUACACUUUCAAGCAUCGUAUCAACCCACUGCUCCGCAUUGAUGUACGUCUCCAAAUUUCAGAUCCCACUCGAGCUAAACUUUCACCCGCAAACUAAAGAUAGCUGGGAUGUCAUCAAUGAAUGCUUAAACGACGAUGGAACCUUCCGGCAGUCUGUUUUCUUCGACACACUCAAUACGUCAUUUAUCGCAACUGCGUUGCGCGCUGCCCGAGCUGCUGAUCCGCAAGCUAAACUCUAUAUCAACGACUUCAAUAUCGAAGGGCAAGGCCCCAAAUCCACGGCCAUGGUCAACCUUGUGAAAUCGCUCCAAGCACAGAAGGUGCCCAUCGAUGGCAUUGGGAUCCAAGCACACUUACUCGUGGGAGGCGUGCCCCCAACUUUGUUAGCUAACUUGAAGCAGUUUACGGCCCUGGGCGUGGAGGUGGCGAUUACGGAGUUGGACGUCCGAAUGACGUUGCCUGUUACGGCUGCUUUGCUGGCACAGCAGCGUCGAGACUACCAGACUGUGAUCAGUGCAUGCCAGGCCGUUAAAGGAUGCAUUGGCGUGACGGUAUGGGAUUUCUCCGACAAGGUUGGUGCCUUUUCUGGUCCCGAGGAAAACGCACUGGUUGACCUGUCUUUCUAUAGUUUUCUUGGGUGCCUGGAGCUUUUACUGGUCAAGGUGCCGCUUGCCCUUGGGACGAGAACAUGGUACGGAAACCCGCUAUUGACGGCAUAA